Diorhabda sublineata is the source of this 1404-nucleotide messenger RNA. Its product is annotated as glyceraldehyde-3-phosphate dehydrogenase 2-like. The transcript is spliced from 4 exons. Gene Ontology annotation, biological process: glucose metabolic process. The record is from RefSeq and is a predicted model, not a curated record. The coding region runs from base 196 to 1194 and encodes 332 amino acids. Gene Ontology annotation, molecular function: oxidoreductase activity, acting on the aldehyde or oxo group of donors, NAD or NADP as acceptor; NAD binding; NADP binding. Lineage: Eukaryota; Metazoa; Arthropoda; Insecta; Coleoptera; Chrysomelidae.
ACUCGUUUCCCCUACAUACUCGUGUUCUACAGCCGAAACAAAAAUUUCAGUCACCUUGGCAACACUUCGAAUCCGCUUUAUCACGUGACACAUGAAUUUUAUUUUUAUGUCAAGAUUUUUAUUUAACUGACACUUUCCUAGUGGAUUCCGAGUUGGUUUUUGGUUUCUGUAGUGUAUAAAACAUUUUGAUUCAAAAUGGCGAAAGUAGGAAUAAACGGUUUUGGACGUAUUGGUCGCUUGGUACUUCGCGCUGCUCUCGCUAAAGGCGUAGACGUAGUAGCCGUUAACGACCCAUUCCUCGAUGUCGAUUACAUGGUCUAUUUAUUCAAAUUCGAUUCGACCCACGGUCGUUACAAGGGUUGCGUUAACAGCGAUGGUAAAAAUUUGGUUGUUGACGGUAAGGCAAUUGCCGUUUACCAAGAAAAAGAUCCCGCUCAAAUUCCAUGGGGCAAACACGGCGCCGAUUACGUAGUAGAAUCUACCGGAGUCUUUACUACCGUCGAAAAGGCGAAGAAACAUCUCGACGGCGGCGCCAAGAAAGUUAUUAUUUCCGCUCCAUCCGCUGAUGCACCGAUGUACGUUUGCGGAGUAAACCUCGACGCCUACAAUCCAGCCGAUCCUGUCAUUUCUAACGCUUCGUGUACCACAAACUGCUUGGCUCCUUUGGCUAAAGUCAUUCAUGAUAAUUUUGAAAUCGUCGAAGGUUUGAUGACGACAGUACAUGCCACAACUGCCACACAGAAGACUGUCGACGGUCCGUCUGGUAAAUUGUGGCGUGACGGUCGUGGUGCAGGACAAAACAUCAUUCCAGCGGCUACUGGAGCCGCCAAGGCUGUCGGUAAAGUUAUUCCAAGCCUUAACGGCAAAUUGACCGGUAUGGCUUUCCGCGUACCAGUUCCGAACGUUUCGGUGGUCGAUUUGACCGUUCGUUUGGGCAAAUCGGCGACUUACGACCAAAUCAAAGCCAAAGUAAAGGAAGCCGCCGAAGGUCCCCUUAAGGGCAUCUUGGGCUACACCGACGAAGACGUCGUUUCCAACGAUUUCAUCGGCGAUACCCACUCAUCAGUAUUCGACGCAAAGGCCGGUAUUCAAUUGAACGACAAAUUCGUCAAACUCAUCUCUUGGUACGACAACGAAUACGGAUACUCGAACAGGGUUAUCGAUUUGAUCUUGUACAUUUCCACCAAAGCUUAAGAUUUUCCUUUCUUUUUUUCUAAUAGAAAAAUCUCGGCAGGUUUCGAUCGGUGGAGACUUUUUAGCGUCUCGCGGAAUAAGUGAAAAAGUAAAGGAUUAGUUAGUAGUCCUUUGUCGGUAAAAAAAAUAAAAAAAAAUGUUACUUUUUUCGAUUUUACCGUUUAUUUUCUUUAUUUAAAAUAUAUGUGUCUAAAAUAUACAAGUUCCGAC